This is a messenger RNA of Talaromyces rugulosus, 2349 nucleotides long. RefSeq lists its product as uncharacterized. Bases 1 to 2349 code for a protein of 782 amino acids. NCBI's taxonomy places the organism in Eukaryota, Fungi, Ascomycota, Eurotiomycetes, Eurotiales, Trichocomaceae. The transcript has 2 exons. Gene Ontology annotation, molecular function: transcription coregulator activity. Gene Ontology annotation, cellular component: nuclear chromosome; SWI/SNF complex; nucleus. The record is from RefSeq and is a predicted model, not a curated record. Gene Ontology annotation, biological process: regulation of transcription by RNA polymerase II; chromatin remodeling.
AUGCCUUCCCCCGACACAUCUGAUGGCGAUCUUUCGCAUGCCGCCUUUGCACCGGGCGAUUCGCAUCCCCUUAUCCCCCACAAUGGCUCUGAAAACACGGGGCCGGAGCCCUCUGGCCCAUCGCAAGACGGGGAGACCAAUGGCUCUAACUUGACUUCGAUAUCUGAAUCGAAGCAGAAUGCCAAGGCAAUGCUGGCUGCAUCGGGCAUCUCAGACCAUGCGUCGACUCCCAACGGCGCCAAUGGCGUGAACGCGAGUCGCAAACGUUCUCGGUCUGGCUCUGUGAUAUCCCCUAACGCCCCGGAAAGCUUGCCUGUGCGCGUGCGUGAAACUCCCGUUGACAAGAUUCUGUUAGAGCAAUAUGUCUAUCGCGAGUUUCAGCACAAUGCUCUGGCAGCUACCCGUAACACUAGUCAAGAUCUGCUCCAGCAAAAGCGCGUCGAGAGAGACCACCUAUUGGCAUUGCGCCGAGAAACACAAAUGAACCCUGCUGCGCUCUACGGCACUGGCUAUGAGGGCUUUGGCAAUCACCGAACAGACCUCCGAAACCAACAUCCCCAACUGCUGUACCCAUCUCAUCGUCGCCGACCAGGCGGGAGAAAGGCCAGAGAAUUGCGCGUAUCGAGGAAGGAUAUGAAAACACAAAGUGAACAGCGAGAAGACUUGGUCCCAAUUCGUCUAGACUGUGAUUGGGAAAAAGUAAAGAUUCGCGAUACAUUCACGUGGAAUCUUCACGACCGCGUGACUUCUCCUGAGCUGUUUGCCGAGAAACUGGUCGAGGAUUUAGGCCUUGCUAUCGAGACAAGUGGUCCCCUCAUCCGACAAAUAACCCAGAGCAUUCAUGAACAGCUGGGCGACUACUUUCCACACGUGUUUAUGGAAGAUGAGGCUCUCGACCCCCAUCUACCGUAUGAUGCUUACAAAAACGACGAGAUGCGGAUUUUGGUGAAGCUUAACAUAACCAUUGGCCAGCACACACUAGUCGACCAAUUCGAAUGGGAAAUCAACGACCCUUACAACUCCCCCGAAGAAUUUGCAUUGCAAAUGACCAAUGACUUGUCGCUCUCCGGCGAAUUUACGACCGCAAUUGCCCAUUCGAUUCGAGAACAAGUCCAACUUUUCACCCGAUCCCUAUACAUCACAGCACAUCCAUUUGACGGUCGACCGGUGGAUGAUCCAGACCUCAAGACUGCCUUCUUACCUUCUCCGUUGCUGUCGACAUUCAGACCGUUCCAGGCCGCAAAAGACUACACUCCGUAUCUUUACGAGCUCAACGAGGCGGAUCUUGAGCGCACCGAAGUUUCGAUAUCGAGAGAGCAACGGAGACAGAAGCGGUCUGUCAAUCGUCGCGGCGGCCCUGCUCUUCCGGACCUGAAAGAUCGUCAACGGACUAUUCGAACAAUGGUCGUAUCCUCGGUCAUCCCCAACAGCGCUUCUUCAAUCGACGAGACACAUUUGUACAAACGUUCAGGAAGUGGUCGAACGAGACGCUCCGGUGCUGGACAACGCGACGGGAUCGAUGACUCUGAUCUUUCGGAUAGUGACGAUUCCUCUGUUGGUUCUCCAGCAAUUGGUGUUCAUUUAUCCCAAGGCACAGCUCGCACGAGAGGAAUGCGAGGCGCGGCAUCCGCAGCACAGGCGGCAUUACGAGCGAAUUUUACACACUCGGCUACCCCGGAGCCUUCCGUGCAUGAGAUUAGAGCCCCGCGGAGACGGGAGUACCGAGAGGAGAGCUCAGAGGAGCCAGAGAAGCUUGUCGUCAGGCUCAAGAUCUCCAAAGACCGUUUCAGAUUCUUUUUGCAAGAGCAGAAAAACCGGAGGCAGCCAUCGACGCCUAAUGUUUCGGGACAUAGCCUGCCACCUAAAGGCAACACUCCGCAGUUACAAACUCCUGUUCAGAGUACAAUGCCUCCGCCAACUGCACAGCAUCAAAGUGCCACUCCAAUUCGACCAGGCAAUACGACCGGAGCAGCUCCAACGCCGCAGAUCGGAGCUGUUGACGCACCUCCACCUCCCGUAUCUGCCCCACCACCUCCCGCUCCACGUUGGCUUGUCUCUGGCCUAGAACAGCUGAAACGAUUCUAUCCCAAUGACCAAUUCGAGGGUGUCAUGCGACAUUCUGCUGUCGACACAACAACAAUGAUGCCAGUAGGCAACCCAGCUCAAGCCAAUAACCCAAGGCUAAAAUACCAAUACCUCCCUCGGAUACGGUGUCUGGACUGUCCCGGAAAACUGUAUACGCCCGGACCCGGAAUGACAGUUGAUAACUUUGAAGUCCAUCUUAGAAACCGACAGCACAAGGAACGUGUUGAAGAGAGAGUUGGACGGAGAGCAGCUGCUCCUGUAUAA